AUGAAAGGAAUAGAGAAACUAAUGGGCGGGAAUAGGCAGAAAGCAGUCCACACAGGAAUCUCGUAUUCGUAUCUCCCUUUUGCCGUAGCACGAGUCAAAAGAGGACCAGAAAACCCUGCUGUUCAUGGGAACUGGUGCAAUGGCAUCUUGGUUACAAUGGAUAAUCAAUCAAAAUCAAAAGCAAAAAGCAAAACCCUCGCUGUUUCCCUUCCUUGGUCCCUUUUCAAUUCCUUCCCUUGGGAUGCAGUCAUUCUAUUCUCCUCAUCCUCUUCCCCCAUAAAGUUGAAAAAUGCUCCCAUUCUUUACUUGCUAUCAGAGAAAGCCCUAAAAGCUAAGUAA
Molecule: messenger RNA, 339 nt
Organism: Lactuca saligna
Lineage: Eukaryota; Viridiplantae; Streptophyta; Magnoliopsida; Asterales; Asteraceae
Source: the annotation of a GenBank genome assembly